AAAAUUAAUAGAUGAAUAUUAUAUGGCUUUAAAUUAAGGAGGAUGACGCAGAGGAUUCGAAAAUCAAGGUAGGUGGUGGUGCAGAGUCAGAGUGGAGCUGUCUUCUUCCCUUUUCGGCAAUGGUUGCUGAGUGGUGAACCCCACCAAACCCUAAAAACAUCAUCUUUCCCGAUUUGUUUUCGCAUUCCACAAAUACAGGAAGCUAUUUCAUAUACGUUUCAGUAAGAAGAGCCACACAAAUAGUCUUGGAAAGUGAUUGAACCUUUCCAUGAUUUGACAUUCCCUGAUGCUCAUUUAUGUGAACGGGUUUAUAAAGUGCGGAGCACCUCUAGUUCCAUUCUUUUCUCACAAAAGAUUAUCCUUCUUCACUAAACCAACUCCGAGCUCUUACAGUUUAGCUUCUAUCCCUCGGGAUCGUCUUUAUUUCAACAAUAAUCUUAGGUAUUCAAGCAAAUCAAUACAAGUUGUGGAGAGUUCUGUCAUUGAUAUGGGUGCGAAGGAAGAGAAGGCAGAUAAUGUAGCGUUAUCUUCUUAUGAUGAUGCCAUGGACGCGCUCUCCACUCUUAUCUCUCGUCGACGUGGCGAUCCACCUACUGUAGGAAGUCGUGACAAGCUUGAGCAAGUCGUGUCAUAUCUCAAGAUUUUGGGACUGGAGGAUAAAAUAAAAGAGUUAAAAGUUAUUCAUGUCGCAGGAACGAAAGGAAAGGGCUCAACAUGUGUCUUCUGUGAGGCGAUAUUACGUAACUGUGGGUUUCGAACAGGAUUGUUUACAUCUCCUCACCUGAUGGAUGUGAGGGAAAGAUUCCGAAUAGAUGGCUUGGAUAUAUCUGAGGAAAAGUUUCUACAGUAUUUCUGGGAAUGUUGGAAGUUACUGAAGGAGAAAGCUAUUGAUGGUGUUAUCAUGCCUCCUCUUUUUCAGUUCCUCACAGUGUUGGCAUUUAAGAUUUUUGUUAGUGAAAAGGUUGAUGUUGCUGUCAUUGAAGUUGGACUUGGGGGAAAACUUGACUCAACAAAUGUGAUUCAAAAACCUGUUGUCUGCGGCAUUGCUUCUCUUGGGAUGGAUCAUAUGGAUAUAUUGGGACAUACGUUAGCUGACAUUGCUUAUCAUAAGGCUGGGAUUUUCAAGCCUCAAAUCCCGGCCUUCACAGUACCACAACUCUCUGAAGCAAUGGAGGUUCUUCAAGAAACAGCUACUAAUCUUAAGGUUCCUCUGGAAGUAAUAGCGCCUCUUGACCUUAAAAAGUUGGAUGGAAUUGCACUUGGCUUGUCUGGGGAUCAUCAGCUUGUAAAUGCAGGUCUUGCUGUUUCUCUUUCAAGAUGCUGGCUUCAAAGAACUGGCAACUGGGACAAGAUAUUUCCAAAUGGAAGUAAUGAAACCGAUAUGCCAGUGGCGUUUGUUCGUGGUCUUGCAACUGCUCGUCUUCAUGGGAGAGCCCAAGUUGUUCAUGAUUUAGUAUCAGAUCAACAGGACUCGUCAGGUGAUCUGAUCUUUUACUUGGAUGGAGCUCACAGUCCAGAGAGCAUGGAGGCUUGUGGCCGAUGGUUCUCUUCUGCAGUCAGAGGAAACAAAGGCUUAUCUACUGGUCUCAAUGGCUACAUAAGACAUGAGGAGUUUGGUAGAGACUUCAACAGAGUCUCCAAACAGAUUCUUCUGUUCAACUGCAUGGAAGUUAGAGACCCUCAAGUUUUACUUCCAAAGCUUGUCAGCACUUGUGCUUCCUCAGGCACUCAUUUCUCAAGAGCACUGUUCGUUCCGACCAUGUCAACUUACAACAAGGUCAUUUCAGGCGCAUCAGCGAUUCCUAUAGAUACACGUAGAAAGGAUCUGACUUGGCAAUUCAGACUACAGAAACUCUGGGAGAGAUCAAUCCAAGGAACAGAUACUGCGCUUGACCAUACACUGAAUCCUGAUGGAGUAACUUCCUUACCACCUCAUGAUUUCCUGUGUGGAGAUGCACCUCAUUGUGGUGGACCUGCAGGGACACAUAUCACUUCAAGUGCUGUAAUGCCUUCACUUCCAUUGACCAUAAACUGGCUACGAGAUUGCGUACGCCGAAACCCUUCACUGAAACUAGAGGUUCUGGUCACAGGAUCAUUACAUCUUGUUGGGGAUGUACUCAGAUUGUUAAAGAGAUAGAUUAUUCUUCUUACCAAAUCUGAAAAAGGCUCCUUAAAGAGUAAUCUUACAGAGAUCCCAUUGUUUUUAUAAAUCACUUUCUUUUUUCAUGAUUACCAAUUGAUUUUUUUAGUCAAUUUAUCUUAUUAUUAACAUGAGAAGCCUCAUCUAAGCUUUUGUAUUAUUCUGUUACACAAUUUUAUAUUUCCUCUCAUGUCGACCAUGAGCUGAACUGUUCAUAAUAACUGGACAAAAUGAUGUUUA
This is a messenger RNA of Eruca vesicaria subsp. sativa (arugula), 2380 nucleotides long. The record is from the annotation of a GenBank genome assembly. Lineage: Eukaryota; Viridiplantae; Streptophyta; Magnoliopsida; Brassicales; Brassicaceae.